Molecule: messenger RNA, 1608 nt
Organism: Pochonia chlamydosporia 170
Lineage: Eukaryota; Fungi; Ascomycota; Sordariomycetes; Hypocreales; Clavicipitaceae
Product: cytochrome P450
Exons: 5
Coding region: 1-1608 (535 amino acids)
Molecular function (GO): heme binding; oxidoreductase activity, acting on paired donors, with incorporation or reduction of molecular oxygen; iron ion binding
Source: RefSeq, a predicted model, not a curated record
AUGAUAGUUGCUCUGGCUGCUGCUGCGAGCCUGCUUCUAAUCUUAUAUACACUCAGGCAAGCUUUCUGGUCUCCCUUGUCUAGAGUUCCUUCCGCCCAUUGGUCUGCAAGAUACAGCUCUCUAUGGAUUCUCUGGACGAGGUACAAUGGAAGAGAGCUGUCUUCCCUCGUCGAUGCACAUAGGAAGCAUGGACCAAUCCUGCUGGUUGGGCCGAGAGACCUUAGUGUGAGCAGCUACCAGGAUGGUAUUCGCAGAGUGUACGACGCGGGGUUUCCCAAGCCCACGGCGUUUUACUCGGUAUUCAAUUAUUUUCGACGGCGCAAUGCAUUUACGAGCUUGAAUAGGCGCGAGCACGGCUCGCGACGUCGAAGAACUGCAGCCCUGUAUUCCAAGACGGCUCUCCUCCAGUCUGAGCACCUCCAGCAGGUCACCAGCAAGAUUUUACACGAGCGGCUCGUCCCACGCCUGGAACAAGCAGCCAAAAAGAGUCUGCCCAUCGACGGCUUGGAUCUCAGCUACUGCAUCUGCGCUGAUUACCUUAGUGCCUUCAUGUUUGGUUAUUGCAACGCAUCCCAAUAUCUGCUGCUACCCAGGGCGGCAAUGGAUACGUGGCGCGAGCAUUACGAGAACUCCAUGUGCCACGAAACAUUCUUCGUGCAAGAGACACCAUUGCUGUACGGCAUACUCAAGAAGCUUUCCAUCGACCUGCUUCCAAAGAAAUAUGCAUGCUCAAAACUGUUUCUCGAGGACUGGGUUGAAAACUUGUCCACAAAAGCGGACACAACGAUAGCUGCUACAAAAAAGAGCGACGCCAGCGGGCAGCCAGCAGUGGCGGUGCAGGAUGAGCCCGUUGUAUAUGCCAAAGCGAAGCAGAUGGUAGAAAAUGACUCUCCCCAGCUGAGCAGCCACGAGAAGAGGCUAGAGGUUGCCAGUGAGAUGUUUGACCACAUUUCGGCAUCGAGGGAAGUUCUAGGUCUCGUUCUCGCCUACACAUUCUGGUACCUUGCUCAAGACCCGCACGCUCAACAUGAAAUUCUGGCUGAGCUCACGGCUGCGGGAGUUGAUGUUACAGGGGUCGGCAAGAAGGUGCAACGAGAAUCCGAAUGCCAAAGUGCAAACAACCAGCACCGAGACAGGUUGGCCGCCCAGCUGGACUCGUUACCAUAUCUUCGAGCCGUAAUCAACGAGUCACUGAGGAUGCGACCAACGAGCACACCCCUACCCCGAAUAACACCACCAGACAGAGCAGUGUCCGUAGCGGGUAUAGAUGGCAUCCCGCCAAAUACCAGGAUCAACGCGUUUCAAUGGUUCAUGCACCGCGAUGAGGACAAGUGGAAUCGUGCGGACGACUGGGACCCUGAGCGAUGGGUUUUGAGGGGGGUCAAGCCCAAAUCCAACAUGGCUGCUGGAGUUGGGCAAGGCGUGCUGUGGCCGUUCGCCAGCGGGCCGAGAAUGUGCCUGGGGAAUAACUUGACCUUUUACAUGAUGCAGCACAUUCUAGCAGUCAUGGUUUCCAAGUUUACUUUUACAUCCUGUGCAGUGGAAAAAGAUUGCUGGCCUGGAAGUCCAGACGACGUACUGCCUAUACGAGUGCAAGCAAGAAAAUGA